CCUUCAGCUCGUUUGCGAUGCCUAAAGCAGCAGUGAAAAAGCUGCACUGGCGCUCGAAAGUGCAGGAAACCUUCAUCCCGCUCGACGGGGCCUCAGGCGACCUGGGCGUGGCGGUUGGAGGCGGGGCCGACUAUGGAGAGUUCCCAUUCAUCACUGCGGCCCACGGGGGCGGAGUCACAGUGGGCGACGUCAUCUUAGAGAUCGGCGGAACCCCCGUGCUGGGUAUGACCCUCGGGGACGUGCGGGGCGUCCUCAACUCCUGCCCACACCCCGUCCGCAUCAAGACUGUGUCACCAGGCUCCACCCUGUGUAAGGACUUGCGGCUGUACCUCAGUAAAUGCUUCACGCCGGGCUCCAUGGACAGCCAGCUGCAGCAGGUCAUCCGAGAGAACCUCUACCUGCGUGCCGUGCCGUGCACCACCAGACAGCCACGCGAUGGCGAGAUCCCCGGGGUGGAUUACAACUUCGUCUCGAUCGAGGAGUUCUUCUCUCUGGAGGAGUCCGGGGCCCUGCUGGAGAGCGGCAAGUUCAAAGGCAAUUACUACGGCACCCCUCGUCCGGUUCACAUAGGGCCUGACAGCCCCCCCAUCACCUACCAGGAGCACCGCAACCUGCUGAGAAAGUUCCGGACUCGCAGCAAGAGCCUGAGCCACCUGGAGAAGGCAACAGAGGAGGGAGAGAACAGCGAGGAGGACUCAGGACUGUCCGGAGGUUCGGCCGGAGCCUCCAGCCUCCCCGCUCCUACGCUGUCCCCCUCCCAGUCACGGGGCUCCAGCGGGGCCGACGGCAGCGCCCUGGACAACGGCUUCGGACAGAAGAGGAGCUCCCGGCGACGCACCUCCAGCCAGAACUGGGAGAUGGUCUACAGCGACUCAGGGGACCCAUACUAUGUGGAUCACAUCUCCAAGACAUCCAACUGGCAUGACAAUCGACCGGAAAGCAGGGAAAGCACCUUCAUCAAAACAGGCCUGCCUGUGUUCACAGAGCAGCCUGGUGAUCUGAGGGGUUACUCGGUGCACACGCGCCUCUCUAAGGGACCCCGCGGCUUCGGCUUCAACAUCGUGGGGGGGAGCCGGCCGCGCGAGUUCCUGCAGGUCUACAGCGUCACGCCCGGAGGCCCGCCCGCGCUCAACACAGCGGACAUCCUGGUGUACAUCAAUGACGUGUGUGUGCUGGGCACCUCACAUAAGGAGGCAGUGGAGAUUCUGAAGGGCAUCCCCAUAGGCCACAGCGUGGACGUGUCGGUGCGCAGGGGCUACCCCAUGCUCUAUGACCCCGACGGGUGCCCCAAACAGCCCGUGCCCACCCUGCCGGACCACCCGCCCUCUCCGGCCGCCCCCACGACCACCCAGCCACAGCCUCAGCCUCAUCUGCACCUUAAUGGCAUGCUUCCCCGCCACCCCUACCCCGACCGCACCUACACGGGCAUCCACGCCCGCAGGAUGGCGCGCCUGAGCCUGGACUCCAACGGCAACGCCUCGCCCACGUCCUCGCCACCCCGCGGCCCGCUCUCCUACGCCUCCUACUCCAACGUGGCGCCCGGGUUCCGCCCGCGCUCCUCCAGAGGGUUCCACCACCUGCAGUACGCCCAAGACAACCUGGCCAGUCAGAGCGACAGCGAGGUGGUGUCAGCCAUUGGCUCCCACAGGGCCUCCCUCAUCCGUAACCACAACAACAACUCCCUCUGUGCUCCCUCUCCCCUGCACCACCACUCGGCCAAGUCCUCCGAGAGCGACAUCUCCACCUACGGUUCCCCGGUUCUGCCCGUCUCCCACCUCCCCCUGCCCCAGUCCGAUCUGGGCCACCACCACGUCCCUCCCGCGGGCCAGGCCUCCUCCUCCCUCACCUCCUCCCCGGUGCGCCGGCCGAGCAGCAGCGGCAGCUUCCACCGCCCCAAACCCCACCACGCCCUCCUCACCCCCCCCACCCCCGCCCGGGGACUCGCCUCCUCUUGCUCCGACUUCCACGCUCCUGGCGGUGGGUCGCCUUCGCACUUCGGCUUCAACGGGACGGGGGUGGCGGCCAGCGGGAGCAGCGGAGGGAGCCCGAGCAGCAGCAUCCAGUCGCCGGGGGCGAUGAGCAGCGGGGGCAGUGGGGGCAGGCUGGGAUCGGAUUCGGGGUUGGCUGGGGGGGAGCUGGUGCCGGUGGCUCUGGGGCAACAGAGCGAGGCAGGGGGUGGGCUGGGGUUCAGUGUGACGGCCGGGGGGCAGGGGGGGCGUCUGGCCUUGGUGAAGAGGGUGUGGGACCGGCGGCAGUGUGUCGGACUCCAGCCGGGAGACGCCAUCGUCAAGAUUAAUGGCGCCGACGUGCAGAGCCUCAGUUUCGCACAGGCACCGCCCUCCCCCUCCCCCCACCUCUCGCGGGAUGUUAACGCUCCACCCACCGACUCUGUGGUGCCUCGCACCUCCCUAACCCCGCCCCCUCCCUCGCUGGUGCGCUCCUCAUUGGUCCAGAGCACCAGCUUCCUGGACUCAGUGCCUGUCACUCUCACCAUGGAGCCUCGUGAUUGGAUGAGCGCUGACGAGGCGGGCAGCCCCAGGCUCAGCUCCCGCAGAAGAGAGGAGAGGGAGAAGCAGUCCCGGGCGGCGCCCCCUGUGCCCCCGCCCCUCCCGCGCGGCUCCGAGGUGGAGCUCAAGAGACGCCCUGGUGAGGGGUUCGGCUUCGUCAUCGCCUCGCAGGACGUGGAGAACGGCCGAGUCGGUGUGCCUCGGGCUCGUGAUUGUUGCGUUCGUGAUGCUGUCCGUGCGUGGAGGCUCAUGUGUGUGGAUUUAAGCUGCCCCAGCCUGCCUCGGAUCUGUGUUUGGGACUCGGCAGAGCACACACACUCACACAAACACACACAGACACACGCACACACACAGACACACACACCCAAAAGCAUGCUGGAGAGACUGCAGUCAGCUUUCAAAACUGUCAAGGACUCCAAACCCACCUCUCUUCUCCCUCAUCGUUUCGUGACGGUGCGGAGGGGUAGUCCGGCAGCACGGAGCGGUCAGAUCCGCCCCGGCGACCGGCUGGAGGCGGUGGAGGGCCGCUCGGUCGUCAUGCUGCCUCACCGCGAACUCGCCCAGAUCCUUCGCCGCGCCGGGAACACACUACGCCUCACCAUCGUACCACGCUCCAGCGCACAUGCCUCAGACACUGCUGACAACGAGCCAAACUACAGGACACGGAAGAGCCACAGGUCUCGGCCCAAGGUGAGAGGAGAGCAGGACUCCCGUUACUACAGUGUGGAUCUGGAUCGAGGGUCCACUGGCUUUGGCUUCAGUCUAAGGGGGGGCAGCGAGUACAACAUGGGCCUCUAUGUGCUGGGCCUCAUGGAGGGGGGGCCAGCGUCACGCAGCCACAAGAUACAGGUGAGUGAUCAGCUGGUGGAGAUCAACGGCGACAGCACCACUGGUAUGACACACAGCCAAGCAGUGGAGAGGAUCAGAACAGCAGGCCACCACAUCCACCUGGUGCUGAAGAGGGGCAACGGCUACGUCCCCGACUACGUGGAGCUGUCCAGCUUGUCUCUCUGUAUGACCAACUCUAAGCUUGGCGAGCCUUGCUUCUAUGUCAUCGGUCGGACCGAGAAUACGCGGUUGGUAGUCGUUCCCGUUAGUUCUCCAUUUUUUUGUUUCUCUACAUCUAUCUCUCUCUCUCUCUCUUUCUCUCUCUCUAUCUCUGUCUCUCUAUAUCCCUCUAUCUCUGCCUAUCUUGGGGGUCUUGGGGAUUAA
Messenger RNA from Clupea harengus (Atlantic herring), 3719 nucleotides. It is a transcript of the gene magixb, whose product is annotated as membrane-associated guanylate kinase, WW and PDZ domain-containing protein 3. Gene Ontology annotation, cellular component: cytoplasm; cell-cell junction. The record is from RefSeq and is a predicted model, not a curated record. Gene Ontology annotation, biological process: signal transduction. Lineage: Eukaryota; Metazoa; Chordata; Actinopteri; Clupeiformes; Clupeidae. Gene Ontology annotation, molecular function: protein binding. The transcript is spliced from 17 exons. The coding region runs from base 18 to 3719 and encodes 1233 amino acids.